This is a messenger RNA of Eruca vesicaria subsp. sativa (arugula), 1090 nucleotides long. Lineage: Eukaryota; Viridiplantae; Streptophyta; Magnoliopsida; Brassicales; Brassicaceae. The record is from the annotation of a GenBank genome assembly.
AUGGCUGACAAGAAGAUUAAGAUCGGAAUCAACGGUUUCGGAAGAAUCGGUCGUUUGGUGGCUAGAGUGAUCCUUCAGAGGAACGAUGUUGAGCUCGUCGCUGUUAACGAUCCUUUCAUCACCACUGAGUACAUGACAUACAUGUUUAAGUACGACAGUGUUCACGGUCAGUGGAAGCAUAAUGAACUCAAGUUAAAGGAUGAGAAAACACUUCUCUUUGGUGAGAAGCCAGUCACUGUUUUUGGCAUCAGGAACCCUGAGGAUAUCCCAUGGGGUGAGGCUGGAGCUGACUUUGUUGUUGAGUCUACUGGUGUCUUCACUGACAAGGACAAAGCUGCUGCUCACUUGAAGGUUAUCAACGACAGGUUUGGAAUCGUUGAGGGUCUUAUGACCACCGUCCACUCCAUCACUGCUACUCAGAAGACAGUUGAUGGUCCAUCAAUGAAGGACUGGAGAGGUGGAAGAGCCGCUUCCUUCAACAUCAUCCCCAGCAGCACAGGAGCUGCCAAGGCUGUCGGAAAGGUGCUUCCACAGCUCAACGGAAAGUUGACUGGAAUGUCCUUCCGUGUUCCCACCGUUGAUGUCUCAGUUGUUGACCUCACGGUUAGACUUGAGAAAGCAGCAACCUACGACGAUAUCAAGAAGGCUAUCAAGGAGGAAUCUGAGGGAAAGCUAAAGGGAAUCCUUGGUUACACAGAGGAUGAUGUUGUCUCAACUGACUUCGUUGGUGACAGCAGGUCGAGCAUUUUUGACGCAAAGGCUGGAAUCGCAUUGAGUGACAACUUCGUGAAACUUGUGUCUUGGUAUGACAAUGAAUGGGGUUACAGUACCCGUGUGGUCGACUUGAUCAUUCACAUGUCCAAGGCCUAAAGCGUUGUAAGAGAAACAAGAUCUCGAUAAUGUCAAAUGAUGUCUGAAUUUUCGAAUAAGUUUUCUCUGGCCGUAAUGGGAAAUUUGUAGACUGUUUGGUUUUAUUGAAGCAACUUUGUUUGGCUUUUGAUAUAAUGAGUUACUCAAAUGUUUUGUGUUUGCACUAUGAAGAGUUCUCUCUUCUCAUAUCCAGUGAAUUAAACUAUAACGUCAUCGGUAA